AUCAGAAAAAAUAAAAGAAUCCAAGGAAACAAUUGCUGGUUUAGAAUAUAAUAUCAGUGAAAUUAAUGGAACACAUGCAUCAAAAUAAACAGUCUACAAUAAUUAUAAACUCAUUUAAUGACUAAGAGCAUCUGUAUUGGUGGGAUGAGGAGAGAGGGAGAGAAAGUCCCUUGUUGUUGUUGUUGUUUUUUUUUUUUUUUUUUUUGGUCAUAGAAGAGUAAGGGACAGCCCUUAAUUAAGGGCUUUUCCCUUCUCUUUCUUCCUCGGUUCCCACCCCUUCCCCUAAGGGAUGUCUUAAGGGCCUUCCAAUACAGAUGCUCUAAAAACCUUUAUUAAAUGAUAACUCUGUUUGAUUUCAAGAAGUAGAAUGGUUUGUAAAAUUACAAAUCAAUACGACUCUUUAAAUAUCAUGGUGUUGUUAAGAAAAAUAAUACAACGGAUACAUGUUUCAAAAAAUAGAUUGGUCCUAUGCCAUUUUAAUUUUUUUUUUAAAUAGUGACAUAAAUUUUAAAAUCAAACCUUUAAUAUGUAAAAACUAAAAAUUUAGGAAUAAUAAAGAAAUUUUGGCUAAAAAUGUGGGACUUUGUGCAUAUGCACUCUUUGCACUCCCCUUGAAUUAUUACUGUAUGGAUAUAAAAACGAAAUUUAAUAUUAUAAUUAGAAAAUCUCAAACCAAGUAAUACAACAAAUCAUAACAAUAUUAAUAUCUAAUAAUUUUUAAACAUUAACAAUGCUGAGGAAAAACACUAAUAUCUAAUAAUUUUAAAACUUUUAAAGCAAUUAAGUAACAAAUGUAAUUAUUUGUUGACUGAAUUUUGCAGAAAAUAAUUUCUUUACUUUUUUCUUAUAAUUGUUUUAUUUAGUUUGAUUAUGGAAGAUUAAUUGAAAACCUGUUGAUAGUGAUGUUACGAAAGGUCCUUAAACCAAAUCAGCAGCCAUCAAGCUAUGUUUUUGUUUGUAUGAAUUAAUUUAUUACUAAUUUAAAAAGAGAAAUGGUUUUUUUACUUUUUACUAUGUAAAAUUACACAGCUUUAAAUCAAUUAUUUGUCCAUAACUUUUACGGGGUCACUGAUUGUCAUAGUCACAGUUUACAAAGGCCACCCCCACAAAUAAAACAAACCGUCCCCAUAUUUGGGGAAACUAUCAAAGCGACCCCUCACCAAACCCCUGCUUCAAUUAUUCACAGCUUUUAAUGCUUACCAUCUCCCUCCCUCCUUCCCUCCCAUCAAAAAAUCAAAUUCUUAAUAUUCUUUAAAACAUAAAAAGCUAUAAAUAAACCUAGGGACCAAAAUGGGCCUUUUGCUUGUUUGAAUUAAAUGAACACAAUCUGUUAGUUCACCGGCAAUCUUUUUAAGGAUUAAAUGUGAACAUUCAAAAGCCUAAGGUUAAUUAUGAUUAGUUGUAAAAACUCAAGGGGCUUAUAAGAAAAGUUCAUAAAAGUAUCCUUCUUGGAGGGUUUUGUUUGAAGCAGAAGACCCGUUAAUGGCGAAACCUGAUCGGCUAGCUCGCUUCCUUGAUUCAGGUAUCCACGAAUCCGAAGAUUCUAAAUGGUUCUUCUUAGACCCAGUUCGUAUAAUCAACCGUUCAUACACUCGAUUUAGGGUUUCACCUUGUGGUUACUACUCUCGUUGCUUCAACUCAAAGCAUCUCAAUCCACAACAACCAAACGAACUUACUAAUACGAGAAAGCGUAAACGGAAUAAGCAGAAAGACCCUAGCUUUCACCUUCCUAGCGCAGCAGAGCAAGCUUCUAAUCUCCGCCAUCAGGAGGCGAGUCUGUUUAUAUCCGAAGCGUAUGAAUCGCUUUUAGAGGAAACCGAGUUGCUGAGUUUAAUAAAGGGUCUAAGUAGUGAUGAUGAUGGUGGUUUGUUGAGGACCAAGUGUUGUGAGGAUGAAGUCUCUUUUGUUGAGCUUGGAGGAGUGUGGCAAGCUCCUCUGUACGAGAUAACACUGAGUUGUGACGAUAACAAAGAGAAGUGCAGUGAAGAGAGAGUGUUUAAGGUGUUCAAUAAUCUAGUAGUGAACGAGACAGAAGAAGACAUUGAUGCUGAGUUUUCCAACAGGAGAUAUAUAAUGCCUAGAAAGAGCUGCUUCUACAUGUCUGAUUUACUGCACCUCCGAAACCUUGUUCCUGCUAAAUAUGAAGAAGGCUUCAAUCUUAUAGUUAUUGAUCCGCCCUGGGAGAAUGCAAGCGCUCAUCAGAAGUCAAAGUAUCCGACUUUACCAAACAGAUACUUCUUAUCCCUCCCAGUCAAACAGCUUACUCAUGCUGAAGGAGCUCUCGUGGCUUUAUGGGUGACCAAUAGAGAGAAAUUACUUAACUUUGUUGAGAAAGAGCUAUUCCCUGCGUGGGGAGUUAAGUACGCAGCUACUAUGUAUUGGUUAAAGGUGAAACCAGACGGUACAAUGAUUUGCGAUCUGGACCUGGUCCAUCAUAAACCUUAUGAAUAUCUAAUACUAGGCUACCGCUUUACCGAGCUUGCAGAAUCAAAACACAGGUCAGAUUUUGAACUCUUGGAUAAGAACAAAAUAAUCAUAAGCAUCCCUGGAGAUUUUUCGAGGAAACCCCCAAUUGGAGAGAUACUAAAGAAACAUGUUCCCGGGUCUCAACCAGCUCGGUGUCUUGAGCUAUUUGCUAGGGAAAUGGCAUCUGGAUGGACCUCUUGGGGAAACGAACCGCUUCACUUCCAGGACUCGAGAUACUUCUUGAAAGAUUAAUGGGUGCAUUAACAAACAUUUUUUAACCAGAAGAAGCCUGGCUUGGGCCAAUUUUCAUUGUGGGGAUACAGUGAGGAGACCUUCGGCUAGCGCUAGAAGGUCUUGCCGACCGUUAAAAUAAAGACGAAGCCUGAAAGAGCUACAGUUAGAUUAUUGUCUGAAAGAGUCAGAACUGUACCAUCAUUUUUCUUUUGACAUCAUUGUACCAUCAAUUUAGUAAAGCUAAUUUUUUUCUCCUGUCAUGGCAGAUGUUUCAGAGAAAAAUAAGAUAUCAUCAGUAGAGUAAGAUCACAUACUGUAUUAAUAUCACAAUU
Brassica rapa (field mustard) is the source of this 3032-nucleotide messenger RNA. RefSeq names its product methyltransferase-like protein 2. The record is from RefSeq and is a predicted model, not a curated record. Gene Ontology annotation, biological process: methylation. Lineage: Eukaryota; Viridiplantae; Streptophyta; Magnoliopsida; Brassicales; Brassicaceae. Gene Ontology annotation, molecular function: methyltransferase activity; nucleic acid binding. Gene Ontology annotation, cellular component: nucleus.